Messenger RNA from Cherax quadricarinatus, 2206 nucleotides. The record is from RefSeq and is a predicted model, not a curated record. NCBI's taxonomy places the organism in Eukaryota, Metazoa, Arthropoda, Malacostraca, Decapoda, Parastacidae.
AAAGUUAUAAGUGGCAACUGUGAUGAUGUUAGUGGUGGUGGAGGUGAGACCAGGUCACUCUUAUAUUAUUACCAUCCUACACCAAGCUAAAGCUUUCUUAAGUAAGCUUAAGCUUGUCAGCUGCGUGGCACUGCGAGGCAGUGUAGAGAGGGCAUGUUGAUGGCAUAGAGGAGAGAGCAGACUGCAGAUAGUGCUCGCUGGCUGAUAUGCUUCAGGCUGUAAAGUAAAAGGACACAAGUGCAACUAAUGUGACAUUUUAUUGUGGCAACGUUUCACUCUCCAGGAGCUUUGUCAAGCCAAUACAAACAGUAUAUGGACACAGAGGGUUUUGAGUAUGAUGGAAAAUGAAAACUUCUCAGUGGUGGACUUGUUGAAGCCUCAGGUCCCAUUGUCUUGUCUGUGGCCUGACAUUCUCGACAAGAAAUUUCAAAGAAACACUCUGCUACAAGAAGUGACACAUGAAUACCUCAAGGACAAGGAAAAUUAUAAUGAAAACUGUCUAAAUUUUUUUGGAAUUAAUUUAGAUAAAGAAAAUGCAUUUUUAGAUACUGGUUUCUUUGGAGCUACAAUAUUAUCUUUGCUAAGUAAGAACAGUGCAUCACUCACCAGCAAUACUAACGAGUUAAGACAAAAACCUACUGUAAUCAGAAGCCCAAAGAUGAGUCCCCAGAAAUUAUUAUUCACUUCAGAUGUAGAAAACCCAGAAAUUGACCCAAAGAAGAUGCUUAAACAAAAGCUUUUGUCUACUCUUAAGUUGUCAUUAGAGCAAGAGAAUUCUCCAUCAAGAGUUUCCAGGUCAAGAGAAGACAGUGUUCCUGAGACACCACCUAAAACCAUUGAUAGCAGUGGGGACACACUAGAAUUAUAUCCAUCUCCAUCACAGUUCUUAAUGGAAACCCAAUUUGAGUGUUCUACACCUCUCAGAAGCAAGUCAGAUAAAUGUAUGUUAAGCAAGAUCAGUGAUGAGAAACCAUUUGAUUUGCCUGUUGCCCUCGACCAACAUACAGAGAAACUGAUAGAAAGUAAUGGUCAGGAUGCUUCAUUAUUGCGCCAACAAAGCAAGAAAAGUUUAACUAAAACUGUGUUGGAUACUAAAUGCUUAGCCUCUAGCAUAUUGCUUCAAAAAGAUCCUGGCAAAGAAGGAAGUCCAAACAAAGUACCAAGUGUACACACUCACUCAGCUAGUGAAGUAGACAGUAAUGUGGGAGAGAGUGGGUCUAUCAGGGACUCGAAGGCAUGCAUUGCAUGUAUGUUAAAUGAGAUGGAUUCAUGUAUUUCACAUAAUGUUUGUGCACCAACUGAAAGUAUCAGCUCUAAAGUUUUAACCAGAGCUAGAACUGAAAGUUCAACUUCAAAACUGAAUUCUAAUACUGAAAAAAAUUCAGCCUUUGAAAAAACAGAUGAAGAGAACUUGAGUGAAUCUAUGUGUAAUAUAUCAAUACAUGACAGUGCUGUUGUUGUAGAUGAUACCAAUGAAAUUAAUCCAAGUUUUAUUAUCAUUGAUGAAAUCUUGGAUGACUCGGAUGUAGAUUCAGUACAAAAUGCAGGGUCAAAUGAUAACUGCGAAGAACUGAAGAAGACUGAUAAAGUUGAUUUACCACCAUUGGUAUGUAGUAAAACCAGCAGCAGUAAGGAAGAAACCACAGACAGAAAAAGGGAAAUGUCUAGCAACUGUGAUGUUUCAAAAAGUGUCUGUCAGUCAUUACCAAGUCCAAAAAAUAUAGAAACUAAAAUUCCUGUAAAGUCACCUGAUGCUAGUCAACCUUUGUUCAAGUUAAAAAAUAAGGAAAUAGAUAAAGUACAGACUACAGCUAAAGACAUUUUGGGUAAUGAACAGAUUGUCACAAGUUCAAAUAAAUCUGAAAGUGAAAGUUUGCAUGAGUCUGUCAAAUCUUAUAUGUUACCAUUUAUUAGCAGCAAUCCACAGGAGAAUAAAGAUAAUGAGGACCCUAGGUGGAGUUACUUGGCUAAACUCAAGACAGAUGAAGAGAGAUAUCAGCUGUCUCGUAAGUUAUGGAAGAGCAUUGUUGUGCCAGACCCCAACAUAAAUAUUACCUAUAACGGCUGCUCGAGAAGGUGGAGAGCUCAGAGGAAGACCUCACAAGGUAUUGUAUUGAUCUUUAGACGAAUGUUUUUGUACUAUACAGGAAGGCCCCGCUUUACAGCGUUUCACUUUACGGCGUUCCGCUAAUACGGACAUUUCAAA